This is a messenger RNA of Acyrthosiphon pisum (pea aphid), 1071 nucleotides long. RefSeq lists its product as uncharacterized. Lineage: Eukaryota; Metazoa; Arthropoda; Insecta; Hemiptera; Aphididae. Bases 1 to 1071 code for a protein of 356 amino acids. Gene Ontology annotation, molecular function: protein dimerization activity. The transcript is spliced from 3 exons. The record is from RefSeq and is a predicted model, not a curated record.
AUGGCUGGAUGUAUAUCUGGAGUACAAAAGAGAAUUAAGGAUAUGUAUCCUAGAGCCCAUUUUUUUCAUUGCGCUAGUCAUCGCCUUAAUUUAGUUAUCAAUGAUUUAAAUGUCUUGCCUGAAGUUAGAAAUUGUAUUACCAAAAUAAAGGACACUAUAACAUUUUUUAAAGAAAGUGCAGUUCGCAUGAAUGUAAUAAAUUCUAGUAAUUGUAAAUUAACCAAACUGUGUGAAACUAGAUUUGUAGAGAAGCAUAAGAGUGUAAGACAAUUUAAUGAAAAGUUUAUUGUUAUUGUAGAAGGUUUAGAAGAAAUGUCAACAUCAAAACAUUUUAACAGUAAAACUAAGCAACGAAGCCUUGAAAUUCUAAAUGCAAUUACUACUCCAAAUUUUGUUAUUUUAUUAUCAAUUAUAGCAAAGUAUUCUGCCAAAUUUGAAUUUAUAUCUACUAUUCUUCAGGGUGUGAAUAUUGAUUUACAAGAAGCCACAAAACGCAUUCAAGAGCUUUUACAGAUUGUAAAAAAUGACAGAUGUAACAGUGAGUGUCAAUUUAACUUAAUAUUCAAAAAAGCAGAAGAAACUGCAAUUAAAAUUGGUCUAGAGUUAAAAAUACCACGAAGAGCUAUCAGACAAACACAACGAGAUAAUAAUCCAAAGUUCAGCGAAGUAGUUAAAUCUAUCAAUAACUUAUAUGGACCUCUUCUUGAUAAUUUUGAAGAAGAAGCAAUAACUUGGUAUGAAAUAUGGCUAAAAAAAACUUGUGAUCCAAAUACACAAAUAAUUGAUUUACUAGAAGAAUCUAAAUACUAUCCUGCUGUAAAUACAGCUUUACAAAUAGCCAUUACAUUACCAGCAACUUCCUGUUCAGUUGAAAGAACCUUUAGUGCUUUGCGUCGUAUCAAGACAUGGGUAAGAUCUACAAUGUCCAAUAUGAGGUUGAGCAGUUUGGCACUAAUUCACAUUCACAAAAAUAGAUUUGACGAUACAUUAUUUUUUGAAAAUCACAAAUCUGAUGUUAUGAAUCAUUUUGGACUAAAUGUCAGACGUUUAUCAUUACUAUUUGAUUCAUAA